Messenger RNA from Colletotrichum higginsianum IMI 349063, 3726 nucleotides. RefSeq names its product SNF2 family domain-containing protein. Gene Ontology annotation, biological process: DNA damage response; protein polyubiquitination. Gene Ontology annotation, molecular function: ATP-dependent chromatin remodeler activity; metal ion binding; ATP binding. Gene Ontology annotation, cellular component: nucleus. NCBI's taxonomy places the organism in Eukaryota, Fungi, Ascomycota, Sordariomycetes, Glomerellales, Glomerellaceae. The transcript has 3 exons. The record is from RefSeq and is a predicted model, not a curated record. The coding region runs from base 1 to 3726 and encodes 1241 amino acids.
AUGCGCCCUAAGCGAGAAAGUUGGUCACCAUUGGACUUUUACGAGGCAGCCCACGUACCUGCCGCCGACGACCAGACGGCGCUCUCAAUCGAGAUUCCAGAACUUUCCGCAACUCUUUAUCCCUAUCAAAAGAAGACGAUUCAAUGGCUUCUCAAACGGGAGGGUGUUUGUUGGAACGUCUCCGGUCCUGAUUCUGUCUCCUCCAUCGAAGACCUACCGGCUCCUCAGGACGCCGAUGGUGCAUACAGUUUCCGGAAGGUUCGGGAUCCACUGGCAACCGGGAGGCCUUUAUAUGUCAGUCACCUGUAUCACGCUAUAACUACCGACCUUGCUCCUUUCCAGCAUGCUGAGCAGUCUGUCAGAGGCGGCAUUCUAGCUGAGGAGAUGGGUCUUGGCAAAACGAUCGAAAUUAUUGGCCUCAUUACGCUCCAUCGUCGGUCACUCACCGAGAAAGUUGUGUACACGGGGGAAGGCGAAGAGCUCCUCACGACUGGCGCCACCCUCAUUGUUACGCCGGACUCGUUGCGACAGCAAUGGAUGGAAGAACUCGAGCGGCAUGCACCUCACCUGAAGGUCAGAUACUACCCUGGACGCAAACAUGUCAAGACCGACGCCGAGGAGGAGCUUCGAGUCGACUUGGCUUCCCAAGACGUCGUUAUCACAACCUACCCUAUCCUAUCGGCAGAAGUGCACUUCGCAAUGAAGCCCCCCGAGAGAUCUCGUCGUCAAGAAAGAAAGUACGAACGUCUAGAGUCCCCACUGACGAAGAUCUCAUGGUGGCGAGUCUGCCUCGACGAGGCGCAGAUGAUUGAAAGCGGGGUCACUGGCGCAGCAGCCGUCGCCAGGGUGCUUCCUCGAAUCAAUGCCUGGGGCGUCACCGGGACACCAGUGAAAAACGACGUCAAGGACCUGUACGGUCUGCUCGAAUUCUUGCGUUACGAACCCUAUGCCUCGUCAGCACAGGUUUGGAGAGCUUUGACAGAGUCACACAAAACGCUCUUCCGCUCUCUCUUUGAAAGCAUCGCUCUGCGUCACACCAAGCAGUUGGUCAGACACGAAAUUGCGGUACCGCCACAAAAGCGAUUCGUGAUCACAUUGCCGUUUACUGCCGUGGAGGAGCAGUAUUACGGCGAGAUGUUCAAGAAGAUGGCCCGGCGUUGCGGUAUGAAUACUCUCGGCGCCCCGUUGCAGACCAAAUGGACGCUGGAGGAUUAUGAGAAUGAGAUGCGGACUUGGCUCAACCGACUGAGACAGUCAGCCCUCCAUCCCGAAAUCGUCCAAAGGCGAACCACUGGUCGCAAAGUCGGCCCCAUGCGCACAGUUGAAGAAGUCCUGGAUGCGAUGAUCGAGCAGAGUGACAAUGAUAUCCGAAACGAUCACAGGGCGUACUUACAGACUAGACUCACGCAUGGCCAGAUGCUCGAAAACAGCCCCAGGGUCAAGGAAGCUCUCGAAAUAUGGGAAACAGUGAAGGAGAGUGCCGCAGUCCUCGUCGUGGAAUGCCGGCAAGAGCUCAAGCUGGUGCUGGAAGAGCUCUCUGCCAUGGGCAAGAGUGCAGCCUCCGUCUCGGCACUCAGUACUCGAGAUGACGCCUCUGCUUCGGUUUACGACGACGAAGGUGAGGCGGAUGAUGGUACAAGCAAUCCUCGCGUCGGCGAGGCUCGGGCGAAGUUGCGACACGCUUUGGAAGUUCUGCACAAAGCUACAUUCUUCUGUGCCAAUGCUAUCUUCCAGAUCAAGUCCAACAGUGACAUGACCGAACCCGAUUCAGACGAGUUCAAAAAGCUUCAACAACUGGAAGAUGCAGAAUACGGGAAGGCCCAGGAUAUUCGACGAGAAAUCCUGUCGGAUGGUCACGACAGAGCAAUGUCACUGAUCGAAAAAUUGGGACGACAAGCCCACAAUCAGACGUUUGUCGAGAUCCCAGAACUUGUCUAUACUGAGAUGAAAGGACUAGAAAGUGGCCCGCCGCUUGAAAUGCUCGAAAGGCUCCACGGCAUUCUGAACGAACAAGCAAAUCGCAUCGAUGAGUGGAGAGAGACUGUUAUCCAACUGCUUUGCCAGGCACUGAUUGACCAAGAAUCAGAGGUUGAGGUCACCGGCGAGGAGUUCAUGGAUUCCACCAAGAUCCAGGAGGAACUGAUUGUUCACGUGCAAGUCUUGCGUGCCGCCAUCGCCGACCGCCAGGAAGCCAUCUCAGGACUUGAGAAUCAACUGAUCAAACACGAGACGCGAGUCUCGCUUGCCGCGGCUGAGAAUGGCGACGGCCCAGCCCCGGAGAAACUCCUUGCCCUUUACCGCCUCCGGGACGAGGUAAAGCCUUCUCCAGACGAUUAUGGGUCUCUUCGUCGCGUCGUUUCGGAUCUUCGAGCCGUCGCCUCGCGAUUGCCAAAAGACGGCACUGGCGGACGGGCAAGCACCGAGGGUGAGAUUGUGCACCGGCAUAUCAGAGCCACGCAAGCACAUAUCACCUCUCAAACCAAGGUUGCUACGGCUCUGGAACGCGAAGUUGACCGCUUCACGAGUGCUAUGAACGCCAGGGUUGAAUACUAUCGGCAGUUGCAGGCUGUAUCUGAUAGCGUCGCUCCUUAUGAGGGCCCUAAUGACGACCAGGCUAUAGCAGCCUGUGUUACGAGUGAGGAGAGACAUCAAAUUAAGCUCGGCUCCGCCAAGGCGAAGCAUCGAUACUUGCUUAACCUCAAGAAAGAAGGAGGCCAGUCUAACGAACCUCGGUGGUGCAUCAUUUGUCAAACAUACUUCACGACGGGUAUACUGACGAUUUGCGGCCACGAGUUCUGCAGAGAUUGCUUGAAGCACUGGUAUCGAGCACACCAUAACUGUCCCAUGUGCAAAAGGAAGCUCCGGCCCACCGAGCUCCAUGACAUUACCCUCAAACCCAGAGAGCUCAAACUGCACGAGGACAGCUUGCACGCAGAUACGGCAACUGGCAUGUUGCCUGAAGCGAACAAGAACCAGGUCGCUAGGACCAGUGGCAUCUAUUCUCAUUUCAGCGCCGACAAGCUUGCUCAGAUCAACGAUAUCGAACUGGCCUCCUUGUCAUUCGGAACGAAGAUUGACACGCUCGUACGGCACAUUCUCUGGCUGAGAGAAUCAGACCCUGGAGCAAAGUCUAUUAUCUUUACCCAAUUCAGGAGCUUCUUGGAGAUUCUAGGCGCCGCAUUCGAUCUCUACAAGAUUGGGUUUUCCACCAUUGACCGGCCAAACGGGAUCACGAGGUUUAAAGGAGAUCCAGGCAUCGAGUGCUUCAUGCUCCACGGCCGGGCCAACUCGAGUGGUCUCAACCUUGUCAAUGCGAGCCAUGUCUUUCUGUGCGAGCCGCUGCUGAACACAGCGCUCGAGCUUCAGGCGAUCGCUCGAGUUGACAGAAUCGGCCAGAAAAACGAGACGACAGUCUGGUUAUAUCUGAUUGAGGGCUCGGUGGAAGAGUCCAUCUACAACCUGUCAGUCAAGCGACGCAUCGAUCACAUGGGCCAGAGUUCCAAAGCCAAGUCCAAGGACUCCACCCCAGAGAUCCAAGAGCCUACUUUGGAGGCUGCGAAUACUCUUGAGCUGGAGCAGGCUUCUUUGAACCGUUUGAUGAGCAGAGACAAGAACGCUGGCGAAGCGGUCGCCGCGGAAGACCUCUGGGAAUGCCUGUUUGGGCAGGUGUCGCAGCGAAUCACAGCGGACGUUACGGAUGGGAUCAUUGAGGAAGACGAUGUGUGA